CCGAGGCGCACGGGGGAGAGGUGACGAUCGGCUGCUGCCGCCGGCUCGGAGGGGGUUUUCCCCGCGCGUGUGGGGGGCUGCGUGUGGCUCCACUGUGGGUGUCCCCCCCUCCCCCGCAGCCCGGCGCUCUUGGAGACGCGGCGGUAGCGCACAGCCCAGCCGGAGGGCGCACGGGGCCCGCUCGCAUGGCCCCGGGGCUGGCCACAUAAUGUUGGAAGGGGCCCCCGGGAGCAGAGCGGAGCCCUCGGGUGCUGCCCGCCGCCCCUUGGAUUACCGCCCUCGCCGCUCCGCCGUCCCCGCCCGUCCUCGCUCGACCCCCGCUGGAGCCGGACCAUGGCCUCGGAGCCCCGCGUGGGAGAGCGCGCCCCGAGCUCCGCUCCGCCCGGCCGGGGAGCCGGCUGCGCCCUCGCCGCCUCGGCGCUGAAGCGGAUCUCCAAGGGCGAGGCCGGGGGCCCCAAGGCCCCGCUGUGGCUGCGGGCCCGGUUCCAGGCGCUGCUCUUCGCGCUGGGCUGCCGCAUCCAGCGGCACUGCGGGAAGGUGCUGCUCGCCGGGCUGCUGCUCUUCGGCGCGCUGGCCCUGGGGCUCCGGGCCGCCGCCAUCGAGACCGACCUGGAGCAGCUGUGGGUGGAAGCCGGCAGCCGUGUCAGCCAGGAGCUCAGGUACACGAAAGAGAAGCUGGGGGAAGAAUCCGUCUACACGUCCCAGAUGCUGAUCCAGACCCCGAAACGGGAAGGGGAGAACGUCCUCACCCAGGAGGCGCUGGAGCUGCACCUCGAGGCGGCGCUGGCAGCCAGCAAGGUGCAAGUCUCGCUGUAUGGAAAAUCCUGGGAUUUGAACAAAAUCUGCUACAAGUCUGGUGUCCCCAUCAUUGAGAACAGCAUGAUCGAGCGGAUGAUUGAGAAGCUUUUCCCCUGCGUGAUCCUGACCCCGCUGGACUGCUUUUGGGACGGCGCCAAGCUGCAAGGAGGCUCCGCCUACCUCCCGGGGCGGCCGGACAUCCAGUGGACAAACCUGGACCCCCUGCAGCUGCUGGAGGAGCUGGGCCAGUACACCCCGCUGGAGGGCUUCCGGGAGCUGCUGGACAAGGCGCAGGUGGGACAGGCCUACGUGGAGCGGCCCUGCCUCAACCCCCGCGAGCCCGCGUGCCCCGCCAGCGCCCCCAACAGGCUGAGCCAGCAGGACCCCGCCAUCCCUGCCGAGCUGACGGGGGGCUGCCACGGCUUCUCCCGGAAAUUCAUGCACUGGCAAGAGGAGCUGAUCCUGGGUGGCACCACGAAGGACCUGCAGGGCAGGCUGCUGAGCGCUGAGGCCCUGCAGAGCAUGUUCCUGCUCAUGAGCCCGCGGCAGCUCUACGAGCACUUCAAGGACGACUACGAGAUCCAGGACAUUGGCUGGAGUGAGGAGAAGGCGGCUGCCAUCCUGGAGGCCUGGCAGAGGGAGUUCGUGGAGCUGGCGCAGGAGUCCCUCCCGCAGAACAGCUCCCAGCGUGUCCACGCCUUCUCCACCACCACGCUCAGCGACAUCAUGAAGUCCUUCUCGGACGUGAGCGCCAUCCGCGUGGCCGGGGGCUACCUCCUGAUGCUGGCGUACGCCUGCGUGACCAUGCUGCGCUGGGACUGCUCCAAAUCCCAGGGGGCCGUGGGCCUGGCCGGUGUCCUGCUGGUGGCCCUCUCCGUGGCGUCAGGACUCGGGCUCUGCUCGCUGCUGGGGAUCUCCUUCAACGCAGCCACCACCCAGGUGCUGCCGUUCCUGGCCCUGGGCAUCGGGGUGGACGAUAUGUUCCUCCUGGCUCACGCCUUCACUGAGACCAGCCAGCACGUCCCCUUCACGGAGCGGACGGGUGAUUGCCUGAGACGCACAGGCACCAGCGUGGCCCUCACCUCCAUCAGCAACAUGAUCGCCUUCUCCAUGGCAGCCCUGGUGCCCAUCCCUGCCCUGCGCGCCUUCUCCCUGCAGGCUGCCGUGGUGGUGGUGUUUAACUUCGCCAUGGUGCUGCUCAUCUUCCCGGCCAUCCUCAGCCUGGACCUGCACCGACGCCAGGACCAGCGGCUCGACGUCCUGUGCUGCUUCUACAGCCCGUGCUCCUCCCGUGUCAUCCAGAUCCAGCCGCAGGAGUACGCCGACGCCAGCGAGACCCACGCCUCUCCCCCCUCGCCCUACGGGCACCCGGCCGUGGCCACCAGCACCCAGAUCACCACCACGGUGCAGGCCUUCGCCCGCUGCGACCCCUCAGGCCGGCACGUUGUCACCAUCCUGCCGCCCACCGCCCAGGUGUGCACCGCGCCACUGGCCCCCGCCGACCUGCUGGGCUCCCAGCUCUUCGCCCCGGCCAGCUCCACCCGCGACCUGCUGGCCCAGCUGGACGGGGCCAAGGGGGGCCGGGAGUGCGUGCCGCUGCCCCUGUGCCGCUGGAAUCUGGCCGACUUCGCCAGGGAGAAGUACGCCCCCCUCCUGCUGCAGACCCAGACCAAGGGCAUCGUGGUGCUGCUGUUCCUGGCGCUGCUGGGCCUCAGCCUGUAUGGCAGCACGCUGGUGCACGACGGGCUGUACCUGACGGACAUCGUGCCGCGGGGCACCAAGGAACACGCCUUCAUCGCCACCCAGUCCAAGUACUUCUCCUUCUACCACGUCUUCAUCGCCACCCAGGGCGGCUUCCACUACCCCAGCUCCCAGGAGGCGCUGUACGGCCUGCACCGGGCCCUGGGCGCCCUGCAGCACGUGGUGCGCGACCACGCCCGCCAGCCGCCCAAGAUGUGGCUGCACUACUUCCAGGACUGGCUGCGAGGCCUGCAGGCCGCCUUCGACAGGGAGUGGCAGGCCGGGCGCAUCACCCGGGACAGCUACCGGAACGGCUCCGAGGACGGCGCGCUGGCCUACAAGCUGCUCAUCCAGACAGGCGACAAGAAGGAGCCGUUCAACUACAACCAGCUCACCACACGCCGCCUGGUCGACGAGAACGGCAUCAUCCCCCCAGAGACCUUCUACAUCUGCCUGACUGUGUGGGUGAGCAAUGACCCGCUGGGCGUCGCCGCCUCCCAUGCCAACUUCUACCCCCCGCCGCCCGAGUGGAUCCACGACAAGUACGAUUGCACCGGCGAGAACCUGCGAAUCCCUGCAGCCCAGCCCCUGGAGUUCGCCCAGUUCCCCUUCUACCUGAGCGGCCUGCGCCAGACUGCGGACUUCGUGGAGGCCAUCGAGAGCGUGCGGGCCGUGUGCGAGGAGGCGGCCCGGGAGCGCGGCGUGGCCAGCUACCCCAGCGGCUACCCCUUCCUCUUCUGGGAGCAGUACAUCGGCCUGCGCCACUGGUUCCUGCUGGCCGUCAGCAUCGUGCUGGCCUGCACCUUCCUGGUGUGCGCCGUGCUGCUGCUCAACCCCUGGACCGCCGGCAUCAUCGUGGCCGUGCUGGCCAUGAUGACGGUCGAGCUCUUCGGGCUCAUGGGGCUGAUGGGCAUCAAGCUGAGCGCCAUCCCGGCCGUGAUCCUCAUCGCCUCGGUGGGCAUCGGCGUCGAGUUCACCGUCCACGUGGCCCUGGGGUUCCUGACGGCCAUGGGCAGCCGGACGCUGCGCUCGGCCCUGGCCCUGGAGCACACGCUGGCGCCCGUGCUGGACGGGGCGCUCUCCACGCUGCUGGGCCUACUCAUGCUGGCCGGCUCCGAGUUCGACUUCAUCCUGAGGUAUUUCUUUGCCGUGCUCACCGUCCUGACUGUCUUGGGCCUCCUGAACGGCCUGGUGCUGCUGCCCGUCCUGCUGUCGGUCAUCGGGCCCCCGGCCGAGGUCAUCCCAGCCGAUAAUGGCAGCCGCCUGCCGUCACCAGAGCCCAUCCCCCCACCCAUCAGCCAUCACGGCUUCUACAUGCGGCCGCCCCCGGCCUGGCCCGGCGCCUUCGCGGACUCCCUGGACUCGGAGUGCUACUCGGAGAGCACCGCGGGCUCGGGGCUGCCCUACGACCCCGGCGCCUACAUCCUGCCGCCCGCCCCGGCCCGGGUCCUGGUGCAGGCCGGCAAGAACCCCGGCUGCCCCACCAUCACGGUGGUGAAAACCUACCAGGAGAACCAGGAGCCGCCGGGGAAGAAGGAGCCACUGAGCACCAGCCAGCCCCAGUCCCUGCCUGCCAGCGACUCCCUCCCAUCGGCCGGCCCGGAUCUCAGGGACUUGCCCCAGCACAGAGUGCCCCGGCCCGGCCCCCCCGGCGCCAGGCCUGCCCCGCACCGAGCCCCCCGGCCCCUGCGGACUGCCCUCCCCGCCUACAGCGGCAGCUACACCACGGUGACGGCCACGGCCUCCGUGACGCUGGCCCUGCACCCCCCGCUGCCGGGCUCCCUGCAGGGUUACACCCAUGACAGCUACGAGGACAGCGAGUCGGACUGCCCGGAGCCCGGCUCCACCGCGCCCACGACCCUCGCGCUCCACCACCCGGGACGGGCAGACGGCUCCGCGAGGCCAUAGGUUGCCUUGGGAAGCGCCGUGGUUCCUAGCCGACGCCUGUCGUGGGUCCGGCUCCAGCGCCCGUGCCCAGGGAGCGGGCAGAGCGGAGAAGAGACGAUGCGAGCACUGGCACCCUUGCGUGGAUGCCAGCUGAACACUCAGCUGGAGUGAGCUGUGACCUGCGCCAGGCGCUGCCAGCAGGGGCAGUGCCCACGGGCGGGGCAGGAGCAGGGCUGCCGCCAUCCCUGCAUUGUGCUGCUAUUCCCCAAUGAUGAAUUAUUAUUAUUUUAUUUGUAUUGCUCUGUGCUGGGCCGGAGACCUCGCCUGGCAGCGCCCCCGACCCCGCAGCAGCAGGAGACGGCUGGGCUGGGCUGGGCUGGGCUGGGCUGGGCUGGCGGGGGGGGAGCGGGGGCACAGCUGGGCCUUUUGGUGAAUCGCUCGGCGAGGUUUCUAUGCAAGGUGUGUGUGGCCGGGCGAAACCCCCAGGGGCUGCCGUGACGCCCCCACCCUGGCCCGGGGUCUCGGUUUGUAUCCCCCCUCCCCUUUUCUGCGCCCUAGGAACUGCAGCACUAACGCCGGCCCCUUGUCACUUCGGGGGCGGCUGCGGGCUGGAGGACCGGCCUGGGGAGCCUUGGCAAAGGAGCUAGAACCCCCCCCGUGCCCCUCAGCCAGUCCCUCUCCCCAUUGACCCCAGCUGUCCCCCACUCCGCUGUUCCCUUGUCCUGGGGCUCUGCACCCCGCAUGGCAUAUGGGGGCUGGGGGGCUCAGCGGCUCCUUGGGCACGAGGUGGGGCCGUGCCCCGCUGCCCCGCCCCCAGCACCGAGUCGUGGGGCUGCCUGGGAGACCGGGGUGGGGAGCAGCAACCCCGCCCCCCCCGCAGGGGGUUGAGAUGCCAGCCCCAGUGGGGAGACCUGACCCCUCCCCAGCCUGGGUCAGGGGGCACCCUGGACUCACGCGAGGGGCUGGAACAGGGGCCGUGUGCCCCCACCGGGGAGACGGGAACGGGCCCGACCCUAGUGCUGGAGGGGAAGGUCGUUUUAACACCUAAAUGCUGACACCAGCAGGCCCCAGAUCCAGCGAGGCCUAGCGGCUAGAGCACGGGCCUGGGCCUCAGGACACCUGGCUUCUCCUCCCCGCUCCUGCCUCAGUUUCCCCAUGGGGACAAUGCUACCCACCCUCCUUUGUAAAUGGCUGUGAGGGCUCCUCCCGUGUGUUUGAUGGUGGGGUGGGGGGGUGUCCUGGCAGGAAGGGGGUCGGGGAAAGGAGGGGAUCUGGGGCAAAUUGGAGGGGGAUGUGCCCCCCCAUACAGGCCCAUCCAAGGCCUAGGUACUGCCUAUGUCUCUCUUGCGCCCUUUAUGGGGUGCCUUGGUCCUGAUGCGCGGGGGAAGGGUGUAUUCCCAAUAGCCCCCCCACCCUCGUGCGAUCGCACAACUCCCCUGCACGACCCCACACCCACCUGUGCAGUUGCAGCCAGAUCAGGGAGCCUUUGAAAAACAGGAACCUACCCUGCCCCCUAAGCUGAGCUUCCCGCCCCCGGCCCCCGCCGGCCGGGCCCCGAUCCUGCAGCCGGGGCCGCUCUCCGGAGGCAGGCAGGGCUCAGCUGGGCUCCUGGGGGUUUGGUGUGGAAUCGCUGUUCCCUGGCACUUUAACCCCCCCAGCCCCAGGGUCCCUAUCAGCCCCCGCCUGGGGCUUUCCAGGGCGGCAAUGGGGGGCAGCGGCUCAGCGAUUGUCCCCUCCUGGGCCGGGGGGGGGGGGGCUGGUCAGUACCGUGUGGGGCCACUGCCCCUGGCGCCCCCUGAGCCGAGCGGGGCCCCCCCCGGCCUGGCCCGGCCAUAUAAAUUAUUUAUAUUACAAAGAGGAAAGGUUUAUUUUUGUAGUUUGUACAGACCCGUAGCCGUGGGCUGGAAGGUUUAUU
Molecule: messenger RNA, 6340 nt
Organism: Mauremys mutica (yellowpond turtle)
Lineage: Eukaryota; Metazoa; Chordata; Testudines; Geoemydidae
Gene: PTCH2
Product: patched 2
Exons: 24
Coding region: 334-4446 (1370 amino acids)
Biological process (GO): smoothened signaling pathway
Cellular component (GO): plasma membrane
Molecular function (GO): hedgehog receptor activity; hedgehog family protein binding; smoothened binding
Source: RefSeq, a predicted model, not a curated record